Eublepharis macularius is the source of this 2808-nucleotide messenger RNA. RefSeq names its product RING finger protein 37-like. Gene Ontology annotation, molecular function: RNA binding; ubiquitin-ubiquitin ligase activity; ubiquitin protein ligase binding. Gene Ontology annotation, cellular component: nucleus; mitochondrial matrix; ribonucleoprotein granule. Gene Ontology annotation, biological process: protein polyubiquitination; regulation of mitochondrial mRNA stability; mitochondrial RNA processing. The transcript has 2 exons. The record is from RefSeq and is a predicted model, not a curated record. The coding region runs from base 124 to 2598 and encodes 824 amino acids. NCBI's taxonomy places the organism in Eukaryota, Metazoa, Chordata, Lepidosauria, Squamata, Eublepharidae.
UGUGAGGCGAAAACGAGAGAAGGCUCAUUGGGGAACGGCAAGACCUGCCGGCGCGGGAGAAGGGCGGCGGCGAGGCGAGCGGCUUCUGUAUCUGGAACCCAUUCUGACCCGGUAGUUGAGAGCAUGCCUACAAGGAUAAUAUGCCGAAGAUUUGCAGGACGAUCAUGCAGCGCAGCUGCGUUUUCUACGACAACCAAAGUGCCGGGCAAGAGGAUGUUCUUUGGAAAAGCAGAAGAGGACCAGAGUUUCCAAAAGGCAGAGAAGAGUUCCAAGCCCGUUGUCACACUCAGACUAUGGACACCUUCAGAAUACAGGGUAUCUUUUCAUCCAUCAGCCUACGCAGGGGCCAAAUACGUAUCUGAUAAGGAAGUAUCUUGUAGCUCAGAUGAUGGGUUGAUUGAAGAUGAUUACAGAAGAAUUGGUGCCAAACAGGUCCAGAACACGUACAGCAUUACCUGCUCGCGGAGGCUUUCAAGCACAAAGAACACCCUGUUGGAUUUGGAAAGCAUCAAGUCUCUCUCUACCCAGGCCAGCUUGACACCGUCAAUAAGGCAGGAUCUUGCAGAAGAUGGUGGCCGAGCUGCUGAUGUGGAAGCUUACGAUACGAAGGAAGAUCCGAGGGCAUUUCAGAAGGAAAGGCCUGAAUAUGAAUCUCUGAGUUACAAUAGAGCCAAACUCCUUCAGCCCCUUUCUAUAGAGGAAAGCAGUCAGAUUCUUCAGGAUGUUGCUGUCUUCAAAAGCAGCCUGAAACCACAAACCAUUGCAGGGAAUUUCUUUAGGCUGAGCAGCUUGCCAGCGGAACAACACGCAAGCCUGAAAUCCAACAACAGGUUCACUAUGUUGUGUCGCUACGCGGUCGAAAACAUUCGGCUCUUUGAUAUUUCCGAGCUGCUUACGGUUUUAAACGCAUUUGUUCGGUUAGCCAUUUUACCCACACACUCCAUGCUGAAGGUGUAUGAAUCCGAAUGUUGCCGUCGGGCCUGGGACGUGGGCCUGGAUCAACUUCUGCUGGUGGCUGACCUUUGGCGUUGCUUGGGGCGUGGUGUCCCUCAGUAUCUGGAGAUCAUGUUAAGCUACGUUAGUCUGCAUUGGCAAGAUCUCAGUAUACCCCAGCUAGUACAGUUAGUCUACAUUAUAGGCGAAGGCCGCAAAGCCCCUGAGGAUUUAAUGAAGAACCUCGACAACUUGGUCUUGAAGUACUUGAACUCUUUGAGCCUCGAGGAAGUGGGUGCCAUUUGCUUAGGAUUCUUUAAGUCCAGUCAUGGUCUUUCAGAGCACACUAUGCGAAAAAUCGGCGAUAAAGUCUCUGUCCAUAUGGCAGAGAUGAGCAAUUAUGCCUUAGUGAACGUACUCAAGAUGUUCCGCUACACUCAUGUUGAUCACCCUGCCUUUCUGAAGCAGCUUGGGACGGUAGUUCCUCCUCGGUUACCUACUAUAGGCGCUCAGGGUGUCAUGCACAUCACCCUUGCUUGUUCAGCUUUGCAUUACCUCGAUGAAAGGAUUAUGAAUGCUGUUGCCUAUUCUAUGCCUUCCCGGGCAACUUAUUGCCGGAGCAAAGACGUUGCCAAGUUCUUGUGGUCGUUUGGAUGCCUGAACUACGAGCCGCCUAACGCAGAGGAAUUUUAUGCGUGCCUUGAGGAGCAGCUGCGCACAAAGAUGCACGAAUUUCAGAAAUUCCCUGAGCAUUUCCUCACCUCCUUGUUAGCACUGGCAUUUGCAAAGCGCUUCCCGAAAGACUUGAUAGAUCGUGCUCUAGGUCCCAAGUUUAUCAAACUAAUCAGUGGUUGUAAGUUCGACCUCCACAAAGACUUGUUCACCCUCGAUGGCACAGUGGAGAUUGAAUGCCCGGAUUACAAAGGCAAUCGUCUUGCACUGCAGCUGAAGCAAGAGGUGACUGAGAUGUUGUGGAACGUUGCCAAGAAGGAGACCUACCUGAGGCCAGAAGUCACAGAAGCACUCUCUCUUCUUGAAGACAUGUUGGGCGGACCCCAGUACGUCAAAAGCCACAUGAUCUUACCUCACACUAGAUCAAUUGAUUUGGAGAUUCGUUUAGACCCAAACCAAAAGCCAUUGCCUUUUCAUUCAGAAGCUGCAGCAGUAACAUCCGAAUUAAAAGAGAGUGGAGUAUCUCUCACAGAUGACUUAAUGAAUCGGCUGUUGAAGGGGAGCUCUGGUAACCAGUCCCCAGUGGAUGACGCUGGAAGCAAGGAAGAAACGUGUAUUCAGAAAAGACCAAUACAGCAAGGACGGUCUUUGUCUACUUGGGACCAUUUCGCAUUUUCCGAUGGAGUUCCUCUUACUGGUGCCAUCUUGAAGGCAUUGACCAAACCAAAAACCUCUUGUGAAGUUCCAGACCCUCCAGCGAGCGGGCAACAUCUUGCAGGCACGAAAUUAGCUGUUCAGGUGUCCAAUAGGAACCACUAUGGCUACGACUCAAAACACCUGUUGGGACUUCACAAUUUGAAAAGGAGGCAGCUCCGUCAAAUUGGAUACACAGUGGUAGAAAUGCCCUUCUGGGAAUGGUUUCCCUUGCUCCGGCGUAGCCGUUCAGAAAAACUGAGCUAUUUGCACCAUAAAGUAUUUAACUCUGUGCUGUAAGGAGUCGUGGUUUUAGAGCCCAAAUUCUGAAAGCUAAUUCUUGGGACUUAAUCCAAGUUUGGUGGGGAAUAUAAAUGACUGUUUCUGAACAUCUAGUUUAUUAACUUAAACGUCACUUUACCAAACCCAUUGUCCAAUAUUUUUGGAAUUUAUAUGCACCCAGAGCAUUUAAAUGGACCUUAUUGUGGUAUCUUGUAAAUAAAGUUAUAU